Messenger RNA from Dermacentor andersoni, 2882 nucleotides. Lineage: Eukaryota; Metazoa; Arthropoda; Arachnida; Ixodida; Ixodidae. The record is from RefSeq and is a predicted model, not a curated record.
AUGCGGGUCCUUUACCACGAACCAAAGCUUGACAAGACUGAGGUCAGCAUUCGGCUCGGCGCGGGUCUCAACGCCAGCCGCAUCGUCGAAGGCGCGGACGUGUACAUGGAGUGCUCGGUGCUUGCAGCCUCCAAGGUCACCGAGGUCACCUGGCGUCGCGACGGGACAGAAAUUAAGGGGUUCGCCAGCGCCGAAGGGUCGUCGGACGCUCUGGUCACCUCGCGCUACCUGGUCAUCCGAGGGGUGACCGUCGAUCAGACCGGACGGUACACCUGCACGGCCAACACUGCUGACGGAGAGAGCGUGGAGAGCGCUCCGCUGGAGGUCCGCGUCAGACACGCGCCGCGGUGCGGCGUGCGGCACGAAACGCUCCUAGCGGCGCGGCCCAACGAGCCACUGAACGUGACCUGCGACGUGAGCGCGGAUCCCAGCGAAGGGCUGCGCUUCUUCUGGAUCGCCGAGGACGACACCGGGAAGAGGCGUCACAUGACGGGGAGAGAGGAGGGCGCCACCGGAGCCGUGGAGGCGGACUUCGAAGAUUGGCCACCGCAAGUGCAGGACUCGAACCGGCUCGAAGUGCAAGUCGACGCACACCUGUUUCACGCAACGCUCCUCUGCUGGGCGAGGAAUAGCGUGGGAACGCAGCGGGAGCCUUGCAGACACCGGUUCCAGUUGAGGCGUCAGCGAGCGUCCAGCCUUGAAUGCGUGGUGGGUAACUACACGGAUACGUCCUUCUCAGUCACGUGUGCGUCACGUCGACGCGGUCAUGCCAGGAGCGGCAGCGACGAUCACGGAGCGGCGGAGUCCCGGUUGCGCAUCGAGCUGUUCGAUGCGACGGCCGGUAACCGGUCGGUGCGGGGCUUCUGGGUCGCGACCCAGUCUGGCAGCGCAACCGGCGCCGGCGGUGACCCGCAGUUCCUGACGGGUCUCAAGCCGGCCACCGACUACUUGGUGGUGGCGCGGCUAGAACCGGAAGUGAACGUGUUCGCCACUUACGUCAGGACCCUGGCGCCUACCCAGACUGUCAGAGAACGAGAAGAGCGCGCCUCGACGGCCGAAAGCACAACUAGGGUGCCUCCCAUGAUGACUACGAUCGCCGUCAUCGUCUGCAUCGUUGCGACCGCCACGUUAGGCUUAGCAGCCACCUGCACAGCGCUAUGGUUCAAGCACCACAGGAGACGAUCGCGACUGCUGAGAGCCGCCGCGGCUCGGAAACACGCCGAACACAAGGCGUACCUCGCCGCAGACGCUUCGUGCAGCUGAUAUUGCGGGCACAAGCGGAACGCGUUUGCCCUUAGUACUCUUAUAGUUUCCUCACACUCACUCUGUUCGCACCUUCAUGUCCUUACCAACAGUGUCGCUAACGAUGAAACAUCGCAAGGAUGAUACGUGCCUUCACUUUCAAAUGUGUGCCUUAUCACCCUUCUCGACACUGUGCGUCCUUAGAUGCGUUAAAGUGAAGCUUUACCUCAGGUGCCUCAAUCUAAAUACAGUAAAACCUCGAUAUAACGAAGUUGAAGAGAAAGCCUGAGUUACUUCGCUAUAUCCAUUAUAGCACGUACUGUGCUAGGAAUCUAUAUAAUGAUUUUAUUAAUAAUUUCACUUGCUUCGAUCGUCAGGUCCAUUAUUUAGUUAUUUCCGACUUCGUUAUAACGAGGCUUCACUGUACAUGGGGAGGGAGAAAUCGUUUUUCUCGGCAAACACUACGUAUAUUUUAUGAGGUUCGUUGCAUUUAUAUACAAGAGACAUGUAUAUUGACUGCUUGGAGUGAAAUUGUUAUUUCGGUUAUCAUUGUCUAUACGAAAAACCUUGAAUACUGCAAAUAAAAAAUAAAAAAUGAAAGAUCUCCUCUAUUAGAUUUAGCGCUCUAGAUCAUCAAUAAAAAAAGAUAUCAGAGUUCGGACAACUGAACCCAUUCAGACAUGUCAAAUAAACAAAAUCACUGUAUUGUGCAGCGCUCUGUAUUAUAUACCACUAAUUUGCCGGUAGAGAUUUUUCAAAACCGUCGUAAGGAUGGCAACUACAUCACGGAAACUGCAAAUCUAUGUAACAAAUUUGCCCGCUUUUUAUGUUCCAUAAAAUAAUGUGUGGAUCAGUGCGAUAUGCGUAUUUGGUGCAGAGUUAUGGAUUUGUAGAAAUAUCUCCUUGAGUUUUCUUUCGUACAAUUCUUCAGCACUUCUUAUUAAAAAUCUUCACACCUCGAAUCGAUGUUAUGCUGCAAACACUCAGUAUAACUGCCAAUUUCUACUUGAUUUCAACAAAUUUCUUUCGAAUAAGUUGUACGGUUGUCUAGGGAAAGAAAUUCAGCAUUCUACAAAUAUCUUAAUGCGGAAAUAGUUCUGCACGAGGUAAAGUUUGUUCUAGCAGAGUUGUUAAGCAUGGCAAUAAACUAACGAUGUAACAAAAGAUAAUUCAGAAGAAAAGAAAAAAAAACACAUCUCUAUUUGCUUUCACACGAAGAGUCAAGCUCAUCGUCUUACGACCAGAGCUUUAUUUGUGGAAAAUAUUUGCGAAUGCUUUACCAUGAUUUUAUUAUCUGAAUUUCUCAUUGGAAGUUCCGCGUCCCAAGGUUCUCACGUUUCAUCGACUAGCUUUGCGACGUUUACCAUCUCAUUACCAAUUCUCAACCAAUUAGGCCAAGUUAACUGCACAUUUCUUUUUAUCUGUACAAACACGGAAUUCAUUUCCUUCGGGUGUGACAAAAUAUUGCAUUGGUCCAUUGCAAAAGAAUUCGCUAUGGUACUUUUCCACUACCGAAUUAAAUUUUCUGCCAUUAAGUAUAUACACACUUUCUGGCUGUAUACUUUAAAGUUAUAUUUAUCCUAGUCAUUGUGGGUAAUGCACUUUGCAUAUAUACCUUUCUGAAUAAAAUGACUUCUUUC